Saccharomycopsis crataegensis is the source of this 2250-nucleotide messenger RNA. Its product is annotated as RING finger protein. The record is from RefSeq and is a predicted model, not a curated record. The transcript has a single exon. Lineage: Eukaryota; Fungi; Ascomycota; Saccharomycetes; Ascoideales; Saccharomycopsidaceae. The coding region runs from base 1 to 2250 and encodes 749 amino acids.
AUGCCCACCGACGUCGAAACGUAUCGAUACCAACGGAACUUGACAGUAUAUCAUUCAAGCGAUCAAUACAAACCAUACACACCUUAUCAAUAUUACCAAGGCACCAAGAACAUCCGUGACUUUCUUAACAAGUAUGGCAAACAACCAUCGGGAUUCUUGAACAAUUUACCAAUCUUUGAAUGCUUGGGGUAUCAAGAAUCGAUAACUGCAAGGAAUUCCGAUGCACUAAAAUACAAGAUUGCUGAGAACUAUAUGGAACGAGAGGAAAUUGAUAUAUCUAAGAAGAAGAAGAAGAAGAAUCAUGGGACGACGGACCUUGAAGAUGUAACAAAAAACUCUUACGGAUUUGAUAUUUCCCAAUUAAUCGAUUUUCACCACCAUCAUUAUGUAAAUGAUGAAUUUUCAAUAUAUCAGGCAAUUGCCAACUAUCCUAGAGAGAAAAAUCUAGAAGAUACUAGUGAAUUCGACGGGCUUUUAACUCCUGAAAUAUAUCAUCCCAGCACGUACUUCUCAAUUUCCAAACCCCACGAUAUAUUAACCUAUAUGAAUAAUUUUUAUGAGAUUCGGAUUGUGAGGAUUGGAGAAAACUUUUGCAUCGAGUCAUUUAAUGUGGAACUUACUGCCCAUGGCUGGAUCAUUGUCACCCUGGUCUACACUUAUAUGGGGGUCACCUACAAGACGAUAUUGAAAGAACACCACUCCAAAACAACUUUCUCCAUCAAAUCAUACGUUGAGUAUAAUAAUUUGAUUGAGAUUUUCGCCAAUUUCAUCUUAGACCAAAUGAUUCAAGUGGCGUACGUGAAGUUCGAUGGUCAUGGUGAUUUUUAUUGUCCGGUGUGUAUGAAUGACGAUUCGGAAUCGUCAAUAAAUCCGGUGAGGAUCUUGAAAUGUCGACAUACGUUAUGUCAAGGAUGUUUGAAAGAGUGGAGUCAUAUCAAAUCGCAAUGUCCUUAUUGUAACGCCACGUUUUCUAAUUUCAAAAAAUUCCCCCGUUAUUUGACCCAUCAACAGAUAUUCAUGUCGAAAUAUUGGAAGUUGAAAGUGUUGCUCAAUGAUACGCCAAUGUUUCAGCUACUACAAGAAUUUGGGAAAUUACAAACUGGGUUAGUGGAGCCAAGCUUGAAUGUAAACAUGAUCAGUUUGAUGACAAUCUUGACCAGUAAAGCUAAAAUGUUGGCAAUGACCCAAGACUUUGACAAGCGGGAAAUCGAUUUUAAUAAGUGUAUUGAAAUUGAUAAUUCGUUGAAAUUUGAAAAUUCCAAACAAUCACUAAGCGAUGAUCUAAUAGGGUAUCUUUCAGUGAUUGCCAAUAAUCCAGAAAGAAGAAAAACGAAUUUCCCUAAAAUAAUGGGGUUCCAAUCGUUGAUUUUUUUAGGGGACUAUUUGUUCAAGGAUUGUAUUAAGAAAUUCCAGUUUCAAAAAAUUGGCAAGUUUGAAUCCCGCCAGAUCGACAAUAUACAAUCAAAUUCGAAUUACGAUGAUGAUGAUGAUGAUAAUGAAAGUGCAUCGCUUUUAAGACACGUCGUGCCAAAGAAAAGCAGUAAUAGUGGAGGACCAAUGCUGUUGUUGAGGAACCUUUUCCAAGAAAGUGUGUCGGAUUUGGAAAAUAAAAUCAAAUAUCCUUUCACUUACGACACGUAUUUUCGUAACUAUGAUAAGACGGUCAUGAGGCUAUAUGAUGACUGGAUCGAUACGACGAUUCUUGAUGCCCAUCAAGUUUUUAUUCGACCAAGAAUCGGCAUUUCCCUUGCGGUGAUGUUCCAAAAAAACCCCAAUCUAUUCCAAAAAUUGCUCCAUCAGCAAAUCCUGGAGUAUAAUUUUUUAGCGAAUCUCGUGAAGAAAAAACACCAACGGAAGAUGGGUAAGCCCAAUGACUCUUUGAUUCCCAAUAUAAAACAAACAAUUGAGGCCAAGAAGUAUACCUCGGCUCCCGUCACUGAAAAUGAAUUAUUGUGGAUGGAAAUCGUGGUGACAUUAUCAGAUUUGUUCGAGAUGAGCAUUAUUUUUUACAAAGAGUUUAAAAUUAUGGCGAAGCAAUUUGUGUACCACAAGAAAAUUGGCGAAAAAAUUCAGGGGACUAUAGAAAUGGUUUUGGAUUCACAAAUCGUUAAUGAUUUCAUUUACAUGCUCUUAUCACCUUCGGUAGCACCCCAGUUGCGUAGUUUCACCAGAGGACCGAUGACCAAGCUCACGAUUUUGCUAGCUUUUGAGAUUGUAAUAUUGUCAAUGUUGAGAGGCUAUAAAUUUUGA